CCUUAGUUUCUUCCCGAGUCGUAUUGAUGACUUCAAAAUUUUUAUCUCGAUGGCGUAACGCACUUAUCUCGAUCUGUAGCCAAGUCUUGAACUGAGGUUUUCUAAUGGGCCGGUAGAAUAUGGUGGUGGACAACGAACGUCGAGAGCGUCACUUAAAGAAGUGCCGUGGCAUCCGAGAACUUGCCUAAUAGCAUGAUGAUAAAUUAACUUUGUCCCUCGAGAGCAUUAUAAAGCGUCCUGACUUCUUCGCUCUCUGCCAUUCUAUACUUCAACAUCUUCAGCCUUGUAAAUAGUCUCUUAUACGAACCAUUCGGACGUGAAAAUGCCUGGACCAAUAAUCGAAAAGGAGUACAACGGGCGCCGCGUAGCCCGGAAGACGGCCACCGAACUAGUUAGACAAUAUGCCGAUCUCAUCAAGGGUAAAGUCAUCCUGAUUACGGGCGUUUCUCCCAUGGGGCUAGGGGCCGCCUUCAUCGACUUCAUCGCGCCGAUGCGUCCCGCCACGCUAAUCCUCGCCGGCCGCAGCCCUAGCAAGAUGCAAGAAACGGCCAACCAGGUCUCCGCGGCAUCACCCGACGUAAAGGUACGCAUGGUCAAGCUGGACCUGGAAUCCCAGGCUGCGGUGCGCUACGCGGCGGCCACCAUCAUGGAGUGGUCCGACGUGCCUCACAUCGAUGUCCUGGUCAACAACGCCGGCGUCUGCGCUAUUCCCCGGGAUAUCACCGAGGACGGCUUCGAGAAGCAGUUCGCGGUUAAUCAUCUAGGCCCGUUCCUGUUUACAAACCUGGUCAUGCCUAAGCUGCUGGCGUCCGGGGCCCCUCGGGUCGUUAACGUUGGCAGUGACGGUCAUAACCUCAGCCCGAUCCGUUUCGAGGACCCAAAUUUCCGCGAUGAAUCUGUCUACCACACAUGGAUAGCCUACGGCCAGUCUAAAACGGCCAACAUGCUAAUGGCCAUCUCGCUGGCCGAGAAGCUCGGUCGGUAUAACCUGCACGCGUUUAGCGUGAACCCAGGGACCGUCCAGACCAACCUCGCCGCGUUCCUCGACUGGAAACGGUCUUUUGCGGAUCUAGCCAAGACGUCCCGGAUCCUGGGCCUCGCCGGGGGCUGGAAGCAGGACCGCGAUUUCCAGACGGUAGAUGAGGGCACGGCGACGUACGUGUAUGCUGCGUUCGACCCGGAGAUCACAGCCCACAACGGCGCACACCUGCUAGGGUGCCGCCUAGCAGACCCGUGGAAGGACGGCAUCAGGGCGUGGGCGACGAGCCCUGUCGAAGCCGAGCUGCUGUGGCGGAUGAGCGAGGAGCUGGUUGGCCAAGAGUUCGCGUACUAG
Daldinia caldariorum is the source of this 1333-nucleotide messenger RNA. Its product is annotated as putative short-chain dehydrogenase. The coding region runs from base 323 to 1333 and encodes 336 amino acids. The record is from RefSeq and is a predicted model, not a curated record. The transcript is spliced from 4 exons. Lineage: Eukaryota; Fungi; Ascomycota; Sordariomycetes; Xylariales; Hypoxylaceae.